UGUCGCACAGAGCAGCAAAAGAUGGCGAACACAACUGAGAGUUACGAAUGCAUUACUAAGCACCCGCUUUUUGAAUUGUAUUGCCUCAACAGGCGUAUACUCGACCUGGAGUAUCUCAAGCUGAAGCAUUACUGCACAUACCACCUUGGACAACGCACAUCGAAUGAACACAACAAAAUGAACAGUGCAUGCCAUAUAAUAGAAAGACACGCAGUGCAUUACUCAAUCUAUUUUAUCAUAUUUUUUAUUUAUUUUAUAUAUUUUUGCAGCCAAUACCGAUACACUGCCUACCGACAGUUUGUUUGGUGGGCGUACAGGCGACUUGGUCAAGUUAACAGGGUCGUUCUACCAAGCUGCCCUGCCCAUAGAAUCAGGAAAGAGUUUCCUACGUCAGGAAGGCAUUACACUGGCUACCUGGACGCAUGAUGGCAGUUCCUCCUCAAUGAACACCCAGAGUUUCCU
Dermacentor silvarum is the source of this 462-nucleotide messenger RNA. RefSeq lists its product as uncharacterized. The transcript is spliced from 2 exons. NCBI's taxonomy places the organism in Eukaryota, Metazoa, Arthropoda, Arachnida, Ixodida, Ixodidae. The coding region runs from base 22 to 426 and encodes 134 amino acids. The record is from RefSeq and is a predicted model, not a curated record.